AUUCCUUCCUAUUUUAAUCUUUCGUAGUCAUUUAUUUAUUUAUAAUUAUUGGCUAGCUGCUUUUAUUUAUUUAUUUAGAGCUUUUUAAUAAUUCACUUGAUUUGUGCUGGCUUUAUUCAUUUGCAUGCUUGCUUAUCUUGUUCAACUUUACCUAUUAGAUAGUUUUCUUGUGAUGUUGGGCGGAUACAUUUUUCAUAAGGACAAUUCUAUCAACCGAGAUGAAGAGAAUUUGGGAAAUUUGAUGAUCGAAAACAAGAGCGGAUAGAAUUACGAGAAUGUUUGAAAAAAGUAUGUACAAAAGGUUGUGUAGUUGAGGACCCUUGUUUCCAUUUUUCGUGUCCCUGGACAAUUUCCGGCGCUAACCUUGAUUGUCUCCCAAGUUAAGCUACCGUAUUUGACUUCUCAAGAUGUAAGCACGAGCUUCUAUAGAUGUUAGCCUCAAUAAAGCUGUUCCAGAAAAUAGAUGCUCGCUGGCUUGUGUGAAGGGCAGAUAAGGGGCUGAUGGAACACACGAAGAGUGUCACGAGUGACAACCCUUCUACCUCCCCUGGCAAUAAAAUGAAGAAACCAGGAGGCCAUAAAAAUUAUUCUAAUAAAGAUGAUAAUGCGCAAAAUGAUCUUUGGACAGAUGGGCUCAUUUGUGCUUUUGAAUUCGUCCGGGGCCCAAAAAAAUCAAUUCAUUCAAGAUCUCGUUCGAAAAUCCCAUCACGAUGGCAAGUGGAUGGUGAAGUGGAUGGUGAAGAUUUAGAGAUGCAAGUGCCUGCAAAUGGAAAAGCUGAGUCUUCUUCCCCGCCAAUAGAUGGGAACAAACUAUUAGAGUUGAAUUCCUUAAAAGAACUCAGAAGCAAUGAGACUUCUUCUUUUGAUGACUACAAAUAUGUUCAGACCCAUCAAUCAAGCCAAUGCCAGGGUAUAGAAAGACUUGAAGGUAGUCAUUGGGUACCAAUUGGCUGGGCUAGAAUUUCAGAACUUGUUAAAACUGUCCAAGUGGAUGCUGAACUGUCCUUGCCGGAGUUUGAGUCCAUAGAUGAUGACCUAACUGUUGCAGAUCUAGCAGCUCCCUAUUGGGAACGUCCAGUAGGGCCCACAUGGUGGUGCCAUGUGUCUGCAGGUCACACCUCGGUUCAGGCAUGGCUCAGCAAUUCUCAGCUGUUACAUCCGGCUGUAAGUUUAGCUCUAAGAGAUGAAAGUCUCCUAAUCAGCGACAGGAUGAAACACCUUUUGUAUGAGGUCCCAGUUAGAGUUGCUGGGGGGCUGUUAUUCGAGCUCUUGGGACAAUCAGUUGGUGUUCCUUUUGUUGAUGAGGAUGACAUCCCCAUUGUUCUUCGGUCUUGGCAAGCACAAAACUUCCUAAUAACAGCAUUGCACUUAAAGGGAAAUGUUUCCAAAACAAAUGUGUUGGGUAUCACAGAAGUUCAGGAGCUGCUUUCUUCUGGAGGUUAUAAUGCACCAAGAACAGUGCAUGAAGUCAUUGCACAUUUGGCUUGCCGCCUUACUCGAUGGGAUGAUAGGCUAUUUCGUAAAGACAUAUUUGGGGCAGCAGACGAGAUUGAAUUGAAGUUCAUGAACAGGAGAAACCAUGAAGAUAUGCAACUCUUUAGUGUAAUUCUCAACCAUGAAAUCAGAAAGUUAUCGAGACAGGUGAUCAGAGUGAAGUGGUCACUUCAUGCAAGAGAAGAGAUUGUGUUUGAACUUCUCCAACAAUUGAGAGGAAAUAUGGCAAGAAGCUUGUUAGAGGGAAUAAGAAAAAGUACAAGAGAAAUGAUUGAGGAACAAGAAGCUGUUCGUGGCCGCCUGUUUACCAUUCAAGAUGUGAUGCAAAGUACUGUUCGUGCAUGGCUACAGGAUAAAAGCCUUCGAGUAACCCAUAAUCUUGCUGUUUUUGGGGGAUGUGGCCUUGUUCUUUCUAUCAUAACUGGGUUAUUCGGGAUCAAUGUUGAUGGAAUCCCGGGAUCAGAGAGUACGCCAUAUGCAUUUGGUUUAUUUGCAGCGAUCCUCUUCUUCUUGGGAAUUCUACUAAUUGUAGUUGGACUGGUUUAUCUUGGGUUGAAGAGGCCUGUUACGGAGGAGCAGGUUGAAGUCAGGAUGUUGGAGCUUGAAGAGUUGGUUAAGAUGUUCCAGCAUGAGGCAGAGACUCAUGCCCAAGUUCGUACGAGAUUUUCUCGUAAUAACUUGCCCCCAACUGCUGGUGACACAUUAGAUGAUGUGGAUUAUCUUCUCAUACAAUGACUAUAUGCUUGUUCUAUACAUUCUGCACCACUGGGCAAUGACCAGACUCCUGACCCGAAAAAGAAAAAAAGAAAAAAGAAAAGAAAAAAAGAGCAGUGAUUAAUCUUGCUGAUUGCUACACUACUUAUUUUUGCAAGUUAGACUGGUUUAGAAAAGAGAGUGAAGGAUCAUGGAGAAGACGAUGGAUGUGAUACACUAAUCUUAGAAUGUAAUCUUUAACGACGACUAAGAGAAUUUGUAAUUUGUAUUUAAUACUUGGAACUAUUAUUCAAAUUUUGAUAUGUUUCAAAGCUCUCA
This is a messenger RNA of Carya illinoinensis, 2526 nucleotides long. RefSeq lists its product as uncharacterized. Gene Ontology annotation, biological process: transmembrane transport; metal ion transport. The record is from RefSeq and is a predicted model, not a curated record. NCBI's taxonomy places the organism in Eukaryota, Viridiplantae, Streptophyta, Magnoliopsida, Fagales, Juglandaceae. The coding region runs from base 502 to 2229 and encodes 575 amino acids. Gene Ontology annotation, cellular component: membrane. Gene Ontology annotation, molecular function: metal ion transmembrane transporter activity. The transcript is spliced from 9 exons.